UUUCUUUUCCUCCCUCACAGUUGAUGACGUGUCUGCCUUGAGGAUCAUAGAUCGAAAACAUCACCAGGUCUAGCACUACUGAGUACGAGCUGUAGACGGAUGGUUUGGUCACAUUUGGCCAGGACAGAUUGAUGAGUGGAACGUAGCCUAUUUGGUCGUAUGUUGUUUCUACGGAGGGCUAGGGGAACAACACUUUUUCUUCCUCUUCUCUUUCUGUGUCGUGCACGGUACCGUUAGGAGGCUUGUAUGUCAGUACCACGAAGACAAUGGGAACCAGUAACUUCAGGUUCAGAUAUGUGUUUGGAACAAAACAUAUAAACGUUACAUGUUAUAACGAUGUUAUAUCGUGUGAUGUGUAUCACCAAACUGAUCGACAUUAAAAGCAGAAAACAUCGCCAUGAAAAUUGGACUACAAGGAACUGAUGGGAACUGUCCCUAGCUAACGUUAACUCAACUUAACGUUAGCCCUAUCGAUUCGGUAACGUUUUUUAACUGUUUAUUUCUGGAUAACUGUAUUCGGGAGGUAAUGUCUUCCAAAGGAACCCUUACGGUGGAUCCAGCAAGCAAGUGUUUUAUGGGACUGAGAAAUUUAAAACAAAUCGCUCUGUAGUUCUAUUGCUCUGAUUGACCUCUCAACAUCCGGUAACAAUUGCGAUGUUUGAAUGUCUGCAUUGAAUUGAGUGUCGGCUAUGUGACCACGACAGUACUGUGGCAUACUAGCUAAUUUUAAUAUCGUGAAGUGUUUCUCCAUGAUGAACUUGUAGCAAGCUACGUAAGUCACAUACAAUAGGAAGAUCGCUUCUCUUAAAAUAGCAUUCGUUUCGUAAAUGUAAUGCACUAGGGGUUAAUACUUUUGGGAACGAUUGCAUUUGAUGCGGCACAUUAUCACCGGGUUUAGGGGUGCCAGUGUGUCACCCCCAUUGUUUACCUGGUCAGAGUCCAAACAAAUAUCGAAUAAAAGUGAAACGAGUGGCGCUGGGUGCUAGUUUAAAGGCGUAGUUUUCUCUCCUGAAAAAGGACUUCAAAGCAGGCUGAUACAAGGUUUUUGACAGAGCGUUGCGAAGCUGACCCAGGUGCGCCAUGCGUCUGUCAUCUUUCCUCGCCGUAUUCCGGCCUGCCCUCCCCCUCAUCCUGGGACUUUCUUUGGGCUGCAGCCUGAGUCUGCUGAUGGUGUCAUGGACUCAGGGGGACACAGACGAGACUUGUGGUGAUGAGCCUGGGAAUGGGGGCCUAUUUGCUGGCGGUCAUUCGAGAGAACCUCAGGACAUACAGGCAGGUGGAGAUGGAAACGAAGACUUUCACCCGCGUAUUGUACCCUAUCACAAGGACCCAAACAAACCACACAAGAAAGUUCUCAGGACGCGCUACAUCCACACAGAGCUGGGCAUCAGAGAGCGCCUCCUUGUGGGCAUCCUGACGUCUCGUGCCACUCUGAACACGCUGGGCGUAGCGGUGAACCGCACGGUGGCGCACCACUUCCACCGGACUUUCUUCUUCACGGGCCUGCGCAGUGCCAAGGCGCCGCACGGCAUGUCGGUGGUCACCCAUGGCGAUGACCGGCCCGUGUGGCUGAUGUACGAGACGGUGCGUCACCUGCACCAGCACCAUGGCAACGACUACGAUUGGUUCUACCUGGCGCAGGACGACACGUACACGCAAGCCGAGCGUAUCAUGGAGCUGGUGGGACACCUGAGUGCCGGCCAGGACCUGUACAUGGGCCGUGCCGAGGAGUUCAUCGGCGGCGACGAGCGGUCACGCUACUGCCACGGCGGCUACGGCUACCUGCUCUCGCGCAGCCUGCUGGCCCGCCUGCAGCCGCACCUGGACUCCUGCCGCAACGACAUCCUCAGUGUCAGGCCUGAUGAGUGGCUGGGCCGCUGCAUCAUCGACUACCUGGGUCUGAGCUGUGUGGAGGUGCACCAGGAGAUGACAUACCGCUACUUUGAGCUGCGAAAGAACGCAGACCCGGAGCGCGAGGACAGCCCACAGUUCAAGAAUGCCUUCACUGUUCACCCAGUGUCUGAGCCCAGCCUGAUGUACCGCCUGCACAAGCGCUUCAGCCAGAUUGAGCUGGACUGGACGUACGCUCAGAUCCAGCAGCUUCAGGCCCAGAUCAGUAAUCUGAGUGAACUGACCCCUGAUGGCAAAGCUGGGGCCAUGUGGCCCGUAGGGAUCAACCCUCCCUUCCGGCCCAAGACUCGCUUUGAAGUCAUCAACUGGGAGUACUUCACAGAGGACCACAUCUACUCGUGCGCCGACAGCGCUCCCAAGUGCGAGCUGCGCGGGGCCGACCGUGCCGACGUGAGCGCCGUCCUGGAGACGGCCGUGGAGCGCCUGAACGAGCGCUACCAGCCGCAGCUGCGCUUCCGCAAGCGGCGCCUGCUCAACGGCUACCGCCGCUUCGACCCCACGCGUGGCAUGGAGUACCAGCUGGACCUGGCCCUGGAGGCCUACACUCAGAAGGGCCACAGCCAGGUGAUUGCCAAGCGCGUGGGGCUACUGCGCCCGCUGAGCGCCGUGGAGAUCAUCCCCAUGCCCUACGUGACGGAGGCCACGCGCGUGCAGGUCAUCCUGCCCGUGACAGCCCGCGAGCAGGACUACGUGGGCAACUUCCUGGACAUGUACGUGAUGAACGCGCUGGACACACACGACAACGUGCUGCUCACCUUCCUGUUCGUCUACGACCCUUUCGACGCGCAGCGCGUCAGCCAGACUGACGUGUUUGCUGGCGCCAAGGCCAUGAUCAGCGAGGUGGAGAAGCGCUACGCCGACGUGAAGAUCCCCUGGAUCAGCGUCAAGACGGAGGUGCCCUCGCAGGUCAAGCUCAUGGACAUCAUCUCCAAGAAGCACCCGGUGGACACGCUCUUCUACCUGGCCGGAGUGUGGACAGAAGUCAAUGCUGACUUCCUCAACCGGUGCCGCAUGAACGCCAUCAGCAACUGGCAGGUGUUCUUCCCCAUCCACUUCCAGGAGUACAGCCCAGCGCUGGUCUACCGCGACCAGCAGCCCUCGGCCUCCUCGUCCUCGCUGGGCCCGGAUGCGCUUCGCGACGGCCACUUCGACCGGCACGUGUUCGAGGAGGCUUGCUUCUACAACGCCGACUACAUGGCGGCGCGCAGCAAGAUGGCCGCCGACAUCCUGGACAACGACGAGCUGCUGGAGAGCAUGGACGUGUACGACGUGUUUGUGCGCUACUCGGGCCUGCACGUGUUCCGUGCCGUGGAGCCGGCACUGGUGCAGAAGUACGUGCGCCGCACCUGCAACCCGCGCUUCAGCGAGGACAUCUACCACCGCUGUGUGCUGAGCAACCUGGAGGGGCUCGCCUCACGCUCCCACCUGGCCAUGGCGCUGUUCGAGCAGGAGCAGGCCAACAGCACCUGAGCCCACCAGGGCGAAAGGACCCCCCACCCCCCCCACCCCCGGUGAGCCUGGGACCAGGGUCAAAAUGACUUGCUUUGCCUUUCCCAGACUUGCCUUGCUUAAAGACAGUCAAUCCGACCUUAUUCCUGAAUGGAGAACUGUUAACAUUUCAAUGCUGGGAUGAGUCACAUGAUGCCAUGUACACACCCUCUGGCACACUAUGUGCCGGGUGAUUUGGAACUUGCCAACAGAAAAGCUUGCUUGUUUACAAGUUUUCUGCUGUACUACAGCACAUAUUUCAAUGUUAAAAUGAACAGGGACGGCCAAAACAAAGCGUUUCAGGCCAUGGUAACAAUGUAUGCUCACUGUGCCAGUAAAGGAGCUGCCUUCUCCUGCUGUACAUGAGGCUGGGUGGGGGAUUGUUGGCAAAGGUCAGCUGUGUUUAUCUGAUCUUCCUUAAUGCUGUGAGACAGCCCUGAGCCUUUGGAUCUGUCAUUCGUGUACCUGAUUGUAUGAAGUUUGAAUGAAGCCAUGUCUUAAGUGUAAUAAAAAAAAUUAAUUAAUCUGAA
This is a messenger RNA of Clupea harengus (Atlantic herring), 3929 nucleotides long. RefSeq names its product chondroitin polymerizing factor 2 (gene chpf2). Lineage: Eukaryota; Metazoa; Chordata; Actinopteri; Clupeiformes; Clupeidae. Gene Ontology annotation, molecular function: glucuronosyl-N-acetylgalactosaminyl-proteoglycan 4-beta-N-acetylgalactosaminyltransferase activity. The record is from RefSeq and is a predicted model, not a curated record. Gene Ontology annotation, cellular component: Golgi cisterna membrane.